CUCCUUUGGUUUACUGGUCGAUUUGUUCUGGACUCUGGAGGUAACGAUCAUCUUCUGCCUUAAACCUCAUUUUCCAAGUUCAAACCUUUCUUCUUCCAAAUCAAACCGAACCCGCUUCAAUCCUAAAACCUCAAAACCCUUUUGGCAUUUUUUUGUCCGAACCCUAAUAUUCACCGCCACCGCCGAUGUCUCCGGCAGCCGCAGAUUUUUCACACCCAAUUUCAUCAUCAUCAUCUUCAAGACCAUUUUCUCAAAACCCUAAUCCGAUCAUGCCCAGCAGCGCUGGUACUUUCGGACCUCAAUCGGCCUGUUUAAAUUUUGCUGAUAAGUUGCAGAAUGGCGACCUCAGCUUCGAUUUUUCCAACAAGGGUUCUGAUUCUUUGGGUCAUUCUAAGCCCACUAGAAUCAGGCAUCCAGUGAAGAAAAUGAGCCGUAAAAUGAGAGGCCAAGAGGAUAAAGAUGCUUCAAAUGCGGUACACACUUCUUUGGAUUUGAAUUUGGGUAAUAAAUCUUGUGGUAUUGCUAAUAGUACUAGUGAUGAUCGAAGUAGUAGAAAUUUGGGGAAGGAAGCUUCUGGCGGUGGUGGCGUCGAUCAUGUUCAAAGUGGUAAUCUUGGAAAAUUGGGUUCUGUUUUUGGUGCGGAUGGCAGUGGUUUAGGGUCUAAUUUCAAGAACAAUAAUGAAUGUUUUGCAUCAAGAGCUAAUAACACUAGCCAAUCUUCAAGUUCUAAUGGUUGGAGUGGAAGUUUUGUGUCUGCCACUGGGAAUGAUUAUUCGGGGUUGCCCUCUGAUAAUGGUGGCAUUGCUUUUGGAAAUAAUAGGAGUAAUUUGAUGUCGAAUUCGGCCAGUGAAAACCAUAGUUAUGUUUUUUUAGGCGAUAAAAUUAGCUCAGGAGCAAAUGUAAGUUCUGUAUUUGAUGAGGGAAAAGGGGCUUCUUUAUUUGGUUCCACUAAACGUGAUCCGGGAUUGAAGUCAAAUCUGGAAAAUGGAGAUUUUGUCUGGGGAGCUAGUGAGAAUUAUCCAAGUGAAGCAUCGAACAUGAAUUGUGCAAAGUCUGAACCUAUUGUGGGGGACUGUGGAGCUCGUGAGUCAACCAUGUUUGAUAGGCAGGGUUUUGUGUUUGGGGGGAGGAACGGUAUGUUGGCUUCUGAUACUAUGACAGGACAGGAAAGCUCCGGCAACAAUUGUUCUGUUCAACCAGGUAAUAUCAAUUUGGUUUUUGCUUCUGGCAGUUGUAAGACUAAUGUAGAUGAUAGGGACUUUCUUAAGAGGGAUGAUCGAUCCGGCUCCACUACCAGCCUUGGCAGUGAGCAGAAUCUUGGUGGAAAAGAAAAUCAUUUUGGAUUCUCUUUUGGUGCAGCGAUGGAUGACUCUGUAUCACACCUAGGUAUGAGUAGAAAUAGAAGAGUUAAAGGUAAAUUGAAAUUCGUGUCACGGGGUGAGAAAGUGAACGCAGCGAGGAGUAAUUUUCAAAAAGCUGGCUUAAAUGAUUUUGUGAACAGCACUGCAGAGAAGCCUAAUUCAACUCACAGUAGUGAACUUAGGAAUGGCCAAAGCAAGUUGGAUGCUCAAAAAUCUGAAUUUGGAAGUGCCUCUGUGAGGGGGUCUUCUGAUGGAAUGAAGUUUGUAUUUGGAAGCAGUUCCAAUCCUGGUAGUGCCUUUUACAAGGUUCCUUUGUCUAAAUUGUUUGAUGAUAUGAAGAAUUUGAACAUAGACAAUUCCAAACGCAAUAAUCUUACUGAUAAAGCCAAAGUUGUUGGAACUAACUCCUUGUUUGGUUCUGAUAGCAAGAGUGGUGAAAAGGCUUCUGGUACAGUUUUUGGAAAAGAGAAUCAGACAUUGAAUUCAACUGAAAGGAUUUCAAGUUGCGAUGUUCUGAAUGAAAAACAGCCAAGUCAUGGUAACUAUUUGAAUAAAACAUCACAGGGAUCUGGAUUCUCAUCUUUUGCCUCCUCUCAUGUUCAGCAAAAGGGAGUUGGUUCUGAUUCUUCUCCUGCCAUUGAAGUGGAGAAUAAGGGAGAUUUUUGUUUUUCUUCCACACCAGCAGAUGCAUGCUCCAGAAAUGUCAAAUUUGAAUCGUCUUCUUUCACCCCAAAUCUGUUUCCUGGAUUCAGUGUUAAUUUAGAAUUUAGCUCAAACAAUAGAUACACGAGGGACAAAAGGUUGAAGAAGGCAAGAGGAAAGUUGAGGCAAAGAGUCCAAGCCAAAAAUUUGAAUGAGCAGGAUCAGAAGUCCAAAGAAGGCUGUUCCCCUAAACCUUUUGAAUCUCCAGGAUGUUAUUCACCCAUGGAUUUUUCACCUUGUCAGGAUGCCACUAACGAUGUACCAAGUGUUCCAAGCACUUCUACUCCUGCAGGGUGUAAAGGGAAAAGUCCUUUAGCGGGAAGACCUGGAGAACAAGUUCCUAUCAAUUCUAAGAGUCAACAUGAAAACGAGUCAAAGUCCUCUGACCAAAAUGGUAUAUCUGCAAUACGCCAGCAGUACAGGAGAAAAUAUAAGUUGAAAGUUGGUAAUGGUGCGAGUGGAAAAACUUCAGUUCAGAAUUCUGAUUUUUUAUUUCACCCGGCUCAGUCCUCUUCAAAUUCUCCAAACACAUUUCGGAUUGGCCAAGUACAGAGUGGAUUCAUUUCAAAUUCAAAAAGUAAAGCUGAGGAACAAUAUUCCAACCGGCAUUCGUGUGAGGAUGGCAUGAAUGGAGAAUGUGAUCAAUGGCGAAUAAGGGGAAAUGAAGCUUACAAGAUUAGAGAUCUGACCAAAGCUGAGGACUGUUAUACCAACGGUAUAAAUUCUGUGAAAGGAAAUGUGUCAGUAUUUUACUCAAAACCCCUUCUGUUGUGCUAUGCAAAUAGAGCUGCUACACGAAUGUCGCUUGGAAGGUUGCGUGAAGCCUUAGAAGACUGCCAAUUUGCUUGUAGUUUAGAUCCUAGCUAUCUCAAAGCUAGAAUAAGAUCUGCAAAUUGUCAUCUGGUGCUGGGUGAAUUUGAAGAGGCCAUUCUGCACUACAAUAGUUGCCUGGGAUCUGGAAAUACUGUGCACUUAGAUAGGAAAAUUGUGAUUGAAGCUAGUGAAGGCCUACAAAAGGCACAGAAAGCUGCUGACUAUCUGUGUCAGUCUUCUAGUCUCUUGCAACUAACAACUUCAGACUCAGCUAGCUGUGCUUUGGAAAAAAUUGCUAAUGGGUUAUUGAUAAGCUGUUAUUCUGAAAGAUUUCUUCAAAUGAAAGGAGAGGCUUUAUUCCUGUUACGGAGGUAUGACGAGGUGAUAGAACUGUGUGAACAAACUCUUCAUAUUGCUGAAAAGAACUUUAAUGCUGCUCAACUAGCAAGUGAGAGUGAUCUUCAGUGCAAAAACUCAGUAAAGUGCUGGAGGUGGUAUUUGAUGUCGAAGUGCCAAUUUCAUUUGGGAAGGCUUGAAGUGGCUCUUGAUUUGAUUGAAAGACAACAAAACUGUGCAUCUGUCAGUGAGUGGUCCUCAAGUAUGCACCGGGACUCCUUGGCUCCUUUAGCUGCCACUAUCCAUGACCUUCUAGAGAAGAAGAAAGCAGGAAAUGAAGCAUUUCAAUCUGGGAAGCAUUCGGAGGCGGUAGAGCUCUACACAGCUGCUAUAUCUCGCUCUCUUGAUUCACGUCCAUUUGCAGCUGUCUGUUUCUGCAACCGUGCUGCUGCCCACCAAGCACUCGGCCUAGUUGCUGAUGCCAUUGCUGAUUGUAGCGUAGCAAUUGCUCUUGACGAGGAUUAUCUGAAGGCAAUAUCUAGGAGAGCUACUUUGCAUGAACUGAUUAGAGACUACAAACAAGCAAUUAGUGAUCUUCAGAGACUUGUAUCUCUGUUGGAGAAUCAGUCACAAAAAAAAUCUCAACAAUCUGGCAAACUGGAGGGAUCAAGUGGAAGUGAUGCUAAGGAAUUGAAACAAGCUCGACGUCGUCUUUCCCUGAUGGAGGAGAAGGCAAAGGAGGGAACUCUGAUGGAUCUUUACCUCAUACUGGGACUAAAACCAUCCGAUUCAGAGGCUGAAAUAAAGAAGGCAUACCGAAAGGCAGCUCUCAAGCAUCAUCCGGACAAGGCUGGCCAGUACUUGGCAAGGACGGAUGGUGGAGAUGAUGGGAGAUUAUGGAAAGACAUUGUUGAAAAGGUGCAUGAAGAUGCUGACAGGUUGUUUAAAAUGAUUGGCGAGGCAUACGCUAUCCUUUCUGAUGCAGACAAGCGUUCAAAGUACAACUUGGAAGAGGAAAUUAGGAAUGGUUUCAGAGAUAGCAAGAGGAACCCUGAUUCUGGAAGAUCAUCAAAUUAUUACAGUUCUCCAUACGAGAGGCAUAAUUGGUCUGGUAGAGAAACAAACUAUUCGAGUUCAACAUCAGAAAGAAGCAGAAGCAGGCGAAAUUGGCAAGAAUGGAGAUCAUAUGCGGACUCACACAGUCGAUGGUGAGAUUUAGAAUUGAGAUUCAUCAGAGUCGGAUGACUACUGGGAAACCAGUGUAAGCAAAAAUGUGAAUUAUACACAACUUUCCCAGGAUAACUCACAAAUAUUUGAACGGCUUUUGCCAGUAUUGUAGACCUCUGUCCCAUUUCAAGCCCAACCCAAAAAUAUUGUCCAUCCAUCUCCAAAUGCGAAACUGUAUAUAAUUUCUUUUCUUUUUUACUUUUUAUCAUUAUUGUUUUGCCUUUGACAUAGGGAAUCGAUUAAAGUUUAUCAUCUUUUCAAAUAUUUAUUUGUGUAUUGUUCACCGGACCUUUUACAUUUAUUUGAUCAACAACGU
This is a messenger RNA of Oldenlandia corymbosa var. corymbosa, 4755 nucleotides long. The record is from the annotation of a GenBank genome assembly. Lineage: Eukaryota; Viridiplantae; Streptophyta; Magnoliopsida; Gentianales; Rubiaceae.